AUGGGCCUCGGCCGUCGCAAGAAGAGGAAUCGGCCAUCCAGCGGUGCGUCGACACAUGCAAGCAAGGGCACCGAUACACACGCUCAGGCCGAUCCUGUGCUCCACCGUCAUCUCACUGGCUCGGCUGGCCACUCUGGCCAGGAUGCGCACGAGAGUGAUCUCUACGUAGCGCCACCCGCAUUCAGCAGAUUGCAGCUCGCUGCCGCACUGAUCGAAUAUGAUGAAGAGGACGAUAGACAAGUCGACGACCUCAUAGCACCAAGACCUCGAGCGAACCUCUCUGCCCUCUUUCUACCUUUCACAGACGAUGACCCGCUCGCCCAUGUCGAUUUCACAGCCGGCAGGACAUUCGUACGCAAAUCGCAACAGCAUCCUGUCGAGACGCUCUCGCCGGCGAUCUCAGAAGAUGCACUCUCUUUCUCGCCUGCAUCUUCCUCGCCCGAGUCAAGAUGGCACCAGAGUACGCCGGCAAAGCGCGCAACUGCCUUUGCAACGUCGAGUGCCAGUCUCGAGUCAAGAGACGAAGACGAAAGCAUGUCUCAAUGGGGUCUCGACAAGGUCCUGAAUCGUCAUGGUUGCUCCUCAGUGAGCGAGCGGACACCUAGCAAGAUGACCGACACUGCGAGUCCGCUAGAGAUCAGCUUCGAUCGCGGAAGUUCCAGUCCCGGAAACGAGGAAGGUGAUACCACCUUGCGACAGAGUCAAUUCCGAUCUAGGCACGACGGCCUAUUGCCAUUGCCGGGUGAGGAUCACUCUGAGCAUGGCUCGGACAAUUCGCACCAGAGCUUCCUCCCAGCUCUGUCACUGUCGCCAGCAAAAAGCUCGCACGCUAUGCUCUCCCCGUUCUUGCCAGCGCCCAGCGAUGCGGAUCCCUGUCCUUCAGCACAAUCAGUCGACAUCUCUGACGGCAGCUACAUUUCUCGAUUCGAUCCCAAAGCGACCGAGAGGCUCGAACAAGCAAGAAGCAUACGCUUUCCAGGAGCAGUUCGACCUCGCACGAUCGUCUUGCCGGAACUCUUGCAGGACGAUUAUGAUUCCGACGAUCUCGCUCAAGGCUUCGUAGGGAGAGCACCGCGCACGGCUGAAGAGCAAGCUGCUGAAGACUUGGAGGAUGACCUCUCGGUAAAUCCAGAGAAUGGAGCGCCGUCAGCAUCGGCCGUCGCACCUAGACCGCCUGGUAAGCUGUACGGUAGCAGUCUGAUGGAUGAGCUCGACAAACGAAAGGAAGAUCAACGCGCUAAGCAACGCUCUUUCGCCAAUACGGGCGGCCUUGUAUGGACCGCGAGUGGAUGGGUCGAGCGGGCGGAAGAAGAGCUCCAUGACGUCGUUGCGGAAGAUGGCAAGAUCCUUGUGGACUCAGAGCCCUUCAAUCGAUACAGUCGCGCCUUUCGUUCUGCCAAGUCCGACAGCUCGACACAUGAUCACGACAAACGCAUGAGCAUGUUUUCAGCAUACGGUAAUACGGCUGCGCGCAAUAGCAAGCUGCUCGCGAGCGCACCUGAUCCGGUCAUGACGCGCGAAUUGUCCAAGCUCGAUAAGCUGCUGGAGCUCGAGCGCGUAGAGCGAAUCCAGCAAGACAAAGAAGCUGCAGACGAGGAAGCAAGAGUGGCAGCUAGGCUCGCUAAUCGGAAGACAGUUUUCGGUCUUGGCAAGCCAAAGCGACAGACGAUAGUCAUCAACGCCCGCCCUGCCUCGAUCUGCGCACUGCCAAAAUGUGAGGCGAUUCCGCACGCUCGAAUCGACGAGACAGUAGACGAUGGUGACGAAAACUCGCGGAUCGACGAGCUGUUGGAGACGCCCACGCCAGAGCUCAACAUCGACCUCGGCUGCAACCUUGCUAUGAACGACAGCAGUGCCAUCUUGGACCUGUCGGGCACUAUCAUUGAUCAGUCGUUCCGUAUCUCUUCGAAGAACAGUGAAAGCUGGUUCGACGGUCGGUCUGACUCUGAUUCAGACGAUGAGCGGUACGAAGCGGUCAAGCCGAAUGAACAAGACGAUUGUGUCGAAACUUUACAAGAUCUACCUCCCUCCGAUUCGAAAAUUCGUUCGGUGACCAUGCAUUCUGUGGCCUCCAGGGCAUGUCAAUCUCCGCGAGACGACGAGGAAGAUGAACCCAUCUCGAAGCUGAUCAAGAGACGAUCCGAUCUACCACAGAUUCGGCUACCCAACUUUCGCAUGAGUUCAGCUGAUCUUGACCAGUCGUGGCGACGAUCUGGCGGUGCGAAAGCACGCCCGCUCUCUAUCGCGAGCUCGAUCAGUGGCGAUGCUCCCAUCGCGACCAUCCUGGCUCGGCGCAACGAGAGCAUGAAUAAGCUCGCACGAGCUGCCCCGGUCAGCGAAAGGGACGAAGACAUACCCCUCGCACGCCUCAGAUCGAGCAGCACACUGGCUGAAGAAGACGAGGACGUUCCGCUGGCACUACGCGCAGCAGCUCAACUUAGCUCGGACGAGGUACCUUUGGGCAUCGCGAAUCCAGCAGCGGCACGCGAGCAACAGCAGAUCCAGCAGAAGCAGGUCGCGCUAGCUGCUCAGUUGACGUUUCUCCAGAAUAUGCAAGCAAACGUGAUGCGUCAGAGCAUGCUCAUCAGUCAGUCGCAUCGCUUCUCGGGGGCAUUUGCGCCGUCGCCACUUGUGCCGUCAGCGCACGAUGACAUCGCGCUCGAGUCUGUCAGUCGAUGGCUGCGAGUGCGGAUCUACCGCACACGCGGGUCGGCAAAGAGUGUGAAGAGUCGUGAAGGAGGCCAUCUAGAUGCGAAGUUGACCUUCUCCCAGCGAGUCUAA
Messenger RNA from Mixia osmundae IAM 14324, 2781 nucleotides. RefSeq lists its product as uncharacterized. Lineage: Eukaryota; Fungi; Basidiomycota; Mixiomycetes; Mixiales; Mixiaceae. The record is from RefSeq and is a predicted model, not a curated record. The transcript is spliced from 3 exons. The coding region runs from base 1 to 2781 and encodes 926 amino acids.